This is a messenger RNA of Galeopterus variegatus (Sunda flying lemur), 781 nucleotides long. RefSeq names its product molybdenum cofactor synthesis 2 (gene MOCS2). The transcript has 6 exons. Gene Ontology annotation, cellular component: cytosol. Gene Ontology annotation, molecular function: molybdopterin synthase activity. The record is from RefSeq and is a predicted model, not a curated record. The coding region runs from base 169 to 738 and encodes 189 amino acids. Gene Ontology annotation, biological process: Mo-molybdopterin cofactor biosynthetic process. NCBI's taxonomy places the organism in Eukaryota, Metazoa, Chordata, Mammalia, Dermoptera, Cynocephalidae.
UUGAAGUAUUAUAUUUUGCAAAAAGUGCUGAAAUAGCAGGAGUUCGUUCAGAGACCAUUUUUGUGCCACAGGAAAUAAAAGCAUUGCAGCUGUGGAAAGAGAUAGAAACGCGACAUCCUGGGUUGGCUGAUGUUAGAAAUCAGGUGAUAUUUGCUGUUCGUCAAGAAUAUGUGGAGCUUGGAGAUCAGCUCCUCCUGCUUCAACCAGGAGACGAAAUUGCCAUUAUCCCCCCCAUUAGUGGAGGGUAGUGCUUUUGAGCCAACUGGGAAAGAUAUGGAUGAAGUUGAAGAGAAAUCUAAAGAUAUAAUAAAAUUCACUGCUGAGAAACUUUCAGUAGAUGAAGUCUCGCAAUUGGUGAUUUCUCCACUCUGUGGUGCAACAUCCCUAUUUGUAGGGACUACGAGAAAUAACUUUGAAGGGAAAAAAGUCAUUAGCCUAGAAUAUGAAGCUUAUCUACCAAUGGCAGAAAAUGAAGUCAGAAAAAUUUGUAGUGACAUUAGGCAGAAAUGGCCAGUCAAACACAUAGCAGUGUUCCAUAGACUUGGCUUGGUUCCAGUGUCAGAAGCAAGCAUAAUCAUUGCUGUGUCCUCAGCCCACAGGGCUGCAUCCCUCGAAGCUGUGAACUAUGCCAUUGAUACUUUAAAAGCCAACGUACCCAUAUGGAAAAAGGAAAUGUAUGAAGAGUCAUCAUCAUCUUGGAAAAGAAACAAAGAAUGCUUUUGGGCAACCAGUGAUUAAUCAUAAAUGUUUAGAGCACUAAAUCUUAAAUUUGGUAAACUUU